GAGUCUGAUGAUGAUGACGGCCUGCCGAAGAAGAAGUGGCCCACUGUGGAUGCCUCGUAUUAUGGAGGAAGAGGAGUUGGUGGAAUCAAGAGGAUGGAGGUGCGAUGGGGCGGCAAGGGCUCCACCGAGGAGGGGGCGAAGCUGGAGAAGCCGAAGAACGCAGUGGUGAAGAUGCCGGAGCAGGAGUACGAACCAUACGAGCCCAAACCUAAGAAGGCUCAGAACAAGAAGCCGCCUCAGAACCGGAAGUGGUACACACCUAUCCGGGGUAAACUGGAUGCCAUCUUGGCUCUGUUUCGCCGUGGAUAUGACCAGGUGUCCCUAAUGAGACCCCAACCUGGUGAUCAUGGUCGAUGUAUCAACUUUACAAGAGUAAAAGAUGACUCUGCAACCAAGGCUCCGCCCCGUUCCCCGAUCCAUGUGCCCUCACCGCCUCCCCCCGACUACCAUCCCAUUACCCGCCCCACCUCACCAUCUCCAACCAGCCCACCCACCAGACCAGCACCAUCAGGCCAGGUGCCUCCAGGACCACCGCCAUCCCGCACGCCACCAGGUCCACCCUGUCCUCCACCGGCCCGCCCUCCACCCGCCCUUCAACCCUGAAACAUGUGGACAGACCUCCUCCACCCCCCCAUCCUGUCCACCCUGAUAUCACAUUGAUAUUGCUACCCUGAGCGUGUGUUUUCUCUUGAAGCCGCAGGUCCUGCUGCCAAAUAUGCUCCUGCCUCAUAGCAAAGAAUAGAUGCAUGCCGAACCUCAGACACGUGUGCUCCUGCUGUUGGAUGGGAUAUAGAGUCUCAAGUUGAGCUCUAAGCUCACAAUCUUAGUCAUGUGACAUGUUCCUGCAUCUCACCUGAUUAAAUCCCUAACUACAGA
Messenger RNA from Cyprinodon tularosa, 876 nucleotides. Its product is annotated as anthrax toxin receptor 1-like. The transcript is spliced from 4 exons. NCBI's taxonomy places the organism in Eukaryota, Metazoa, Chordata, Actinopteri, Cyprinodontiformes, Cyprinodontidae. The annotation marks the transcript as partial. Gene Ontology annotation, molecular function: signaling receptor activity. Gene Ontology annotation, cellular component: membrane. The record is from RefSeq and is a predicted model, not a curated record.